Messenger RNA from Trichoplax adhaerens, 636 nucleotides. RefSeq lists its product as uncharacterized. Gene Ontology annotation, cellular component: mitochondrial matrix. NCBI's taxonomy places the organism in Eukaryota, Metazoa, Placozoa, Uniplacotomia, Trichoplacea, Trichoplacidae. The transcript has 5 exons. Bases 1 to 636 code for a protein of 211 amino acids. Gene Ontology annotation, biological process: fatty acid metabolic process; DNA damage response. The record is from RefSeq and is a predicted model, not a curated record.
AUGCAAUUGAGACGACAUUCUAUUACUUGUCCAUUGGGUACAAAUUUACCGCAUUAUUUAUACAGCCAAGAUGAAGCGAAAGCCAAGAAUUUAGCAAAGGAUAUGUUGGUCCUUGAAGAUUUUAUCACUCAAGAAGAGGAAGAGUUGUUAUUUAGUGAAAUUCAGCCUGCCUUUAAAAGGCUAAAAUAUGAAUAUUCGCAUUGGGAUGAUGCAAUUCAUGGCUUUCGAGAAACUGAAAAAACAAAUUGGUCUUCUGAAUGUAAUAGUAUAAUCGCUCGAGUUAGGGAAACUGCAUUUGAUAGCAAUGAUCAAAUCAUGCCUUUUGUGCAUAUCUUGGAUCUGGCUGAAAAUGGUUACAUUAAAGCACACGUCGAUAGUAUCAAGUUUUGUGGUAGGACAAUUGCUGGUAUUAGUUUACUAUCGGCUAGUAUUAUGAGACUUAAGCUGGAUGGGAAGCCAGAUGAUAUUCCUGUUGACAUUUUAUUACAACGAAGAUCAUUGUACAUAAUGAAAGAUUCUGCACGUUACGACUAUACACAUGAAAUCUUGAAGGAUGAAGAAUCGCAUUGGAAAGGAGUGCAUAUACCACGUAGUAGAAGAAUUUCUGUUAUACGAAGAAUUGAACCAAGCAAAUAG